AUGGCUUCUCAAUCUGGAAAGGAUCUCUCCUGUCCUGUCUGCCAUCACAUCUUUAAAGAUCCUGUUGUCCUGUCAUGCAGACACAGCUUCUGUAGACACUGUCUGAGGAGAUGGUGGAGAAAGAAACAAACAUGUGAGUGUCCAAUUUGUAAGGAAAGAUCUCUACUAAAAGAUCCACCUCGUAACUUGGCGUUAAAGAACCUGUGUGAGGCCUUCAAACAGGAGAGAGAUCAGAGAUCCUCAGAGUCUCUCUGCAGUCUGCACUCUGAGAAACUUAAACUCUUCUGUCUGGACCAUCAGCAGCCAGUUUGUCUCGUCUGCAGAGAUUCAGAAAAACACACCAACCACAGAUUCAGACCCAUCGAUGAAGCUGCACAGGAAUGCAAAGACGAGCUUCUGAAAACCCUGAAGCUCUUCCACGAAAAACGGAAGCUGUUUGAACAAGUUAGAGGAAACUGUGAUCAAACAGCAGAACACAUUAAGGUCCAGGCCCAACACACAGAGAGGCAGAUUAAGGAGCAGUUUAAGAAGCUUCACCAGUUUCUAGAGGAGGAAGAGGAGGCCAGGAUCACUGCUCUGAGGGAGGAAGAGGAGCAGAAGAGUCGGAUGAUGAAGGAGAAGAUGGAGGCUCUGAGCAGAGAGAUCGCAGCUCUGUCACACACAGUCAGAGCCACAGAGGACGAGCUGAGAGCUGAAGACGUCUCAUUCCUGAAGAACUACAAGGUUACAGUGGAAAGAGUCCAGCAGCACCCCCUGCUGGAUGAUCCACAGCUGGUCUCUGGAGCUCUGAUAGACGUGGCCAAACAUCUGGGUAACCUGACCUUCAACAUCUGGGACAAGAUGAAGGACAUGGUCUCCUGCAGUCCUGUGAUUCUGGAUCCAAACACUGCUCAUCCAGGAUUCAUCCUGUCUGAGGAUCUGACCAGUGUGAGUCAUGGAGAGAGACAGAAACUUCCUGACAAUCCAGAGAGGUUUGAUUUUUGGCCUUCUGUCCUGGGCUCUGAGGGUUUUAACUCAGGGGCUCACAGCUGGGACGUUGAGGUUGGAGACAAUACAAACUGGAGAGUUGGUGUGGCAACAGAGUCUGUUGAGAGGAAGGAACAACCACAGUCUGGAUUAUGGAGAAUAACGUUCUAUCAAAACGAAUACUCAGCAUGGUCACCACCAGCUCCAUCCACUGUUGUAUCAGUGAAGAAGAAGCUCCAGAGGAUCAGAGUUAAUCUGGACUGGAACAGAGGAAAACUGUCGUUCUCUGAUCUUGAUACUAACGCACACAUACACACCUUCACACACACUUUCACUGAGAGACUGUUUCCAUACCUCAGCAAUGGAAAUGCACUCCCACUGAAGAUAUUACCAGUGAAUGGGUCUACAGAAAGCAAAGAGUACCGUAUGAGUUGGUGGCCUUUUGGAUAA
Molecule: messenger RNA, 1416 nt
Organism: Seriola aureovittata
Lineage: Eukaryota; Metazoa; Chordata; Actinopteri; Carangiformes; Carangidae
Product: E3 ubiquitin-protein ligase TRIM39-like
Exons: 1
Coding region: 1-1416 (471 amino acids)
Molecular function (GO): protein binding; zinc ion binding
Source: RefSeq, a predicted model, not a curated record